Messenger RNA from Cuscuta epithymum, 4033 nucleotides. Lineage: Eukaryota; Viridiplantae; Streptophyta; Magnoliopsida; Solanales; Convolvulaceae. The record is from the annotation of a GenBank genome assembly.
AAAUGAUAAAUAUAAAUGAAAAUUUUAAUUUUGUUAUUAGUUAAGAAAUAUAAACAAAAAAGGUUGAUGUUUCAUUUACUGUUUAAAAAUAAUAAUUACAUUUUAAAUAGUUCUUAUAAAUUUUUAGUGAUAUUCCCUAAAAAAAAGUAUUUAGUCAUAUGAAUCAAUAAUAUUGUGUAAUACUAUAUAUAUCUUGUAUAGGUUUUACAAUGAGUUAUGGAUGUAUAAAAGGUUUGCAAGACGAGGAGUUCUAAAUGAAGAAGUUAAGGAAGGAGUUACCGAAUUUAUCCAAACUGCGGUAAACUUAUAUCAAAGUGGUGUUAUUGCAUGUCCUUGUAGAAAGUGUAAGAACAAAAAGUGGAUGACAUGGGAUAUUGUUAGGGAGCAUUUAUUUGAAAAAGGUUUUGUGGAAGAUUAUUAUGUAUGGGAGGCACAUGAGGAGCCACAUAAUUCAAAUGGAUUAGUUUAUUUGGAUGAAAGUAGCUCAGCUCAUGGCAAUACAUCUGAAAGGCAAUAUGAUCCGUACAAAUCAAUGUUUGAAGAUGCAAUAAGGAAUGAACUCCCAACGGGAUUUGAUCACGGUGAGGGUGCAGAUGAACCUUGUCCUAUCACAACACAAAUGUACGAAAUGUUGGAUACAAUGAGUCAACCGUGUUUCGAUGGCUGUCCGGUGACGCAGUUGAGUGCAAUGACAGAAAUGCUGAAUUUAAAGACUGAGAUGCAUUUAUCAGAGGCUGCAACGGAUAGAAUUUCUCAAUUCGUAAAUAGGUUUUUCCCAUCAAGCAUCCCAAACAAACCAAUUCCAAAUUUCAACAAAAUCAAAAGAAAACUAUCUGUGUUAGGAAUGAGCCAUCAAUCCAUCGACGGUUGCCCGAACGGGUGCAUGAUAUAUUGGAGAGCAGAUAGUGAGUUACUAGAGUGUAAAUUUUGCUCAACUGCAAGGUAUGACAUUAGCAACCAGUCAAAUAAAUGUAUUCCACUUGCAAAAAUGGAGUACUUUCCUCUUACUCCUAGGCUACAACGACUCUAUGCUUUAGCUACUACAGCAGAUGAUAUGAGGUGGCAUAAAUUUCACCACAGUGAGGAAGGAGUAAUGUCCCACCCGUCGGAUGCAAAAGCGUGGAUUCAUGUUAAUAAUGUUAAUCCAGAGUUUGAUGUAGAUCCGAGAAAUGUGAGACUUGGUCUAUGCAUAGAUGGGUUCCAACCUUUUGGUCAAUUUGGACAACAAUAUUCAUGUUGGCCUGUGAUUGUGACACCAUAUAAUUUGCCUCCAGUUCCAGGACCAAGGAAUCCAGCGAAAGGGAUCGAUGUGUACCUGCAACCACUGGUAGAGGAGCUUAAGGAAUUGUGGGAGGUUGGUGUCACAACAUAUGACGUAGUUUCAAAGCAUAACUUUAAUAUGAGAGCGAUUUUGCUAUGGACGAUUAGUGAUCUUCCAGCAUAUGCCAUGUUAUCAGGAUGGACCACAAAGGGAAAAUUUGCAUUUCCAUAUUGUACUGAGUUUACCGAAGCAUUCUGGCUACCCCACAGUAAGAAGCAUAGUUGGUGUGAUAACCAUAUGAAGUUUCUACCAGGUGACCAUCCAUUUCGGUUUGAUGAAAAUAACUUUACUAAAGGUGGUGUAGAGCAUAAUGCAGUUGCUGGAAAAGAUAUUAGAUGGAAGAAGCGUAGCAUCUUUUGGGAUCUCCCAUACUGGAAGGAUUUGCUCAUACGACACAACCUUGAUGUCAUGCACAUAGAGAAGAAUUUCUUUGAAAAUAUCUUUUAUACAAUUUUGGGAGUACCAGGAAAAUCGAAGGAUCAUACGCAAGGGACAAUAGAUAUGGAACAAAUUUGUCAUAGGCCAAGCAUGGAGAGAGAAUCUCGGGGGAAAUACCCUAAAGCUCGUUUCACCCUUUCAAAUGAACAAAAAGGUGUCUUGAUCAACUGGAUUGAUUCAUUAAAGUUCCCAGAUGGUUUUGCUUCUCGAUUAGGGCGUUGUGUGCAAAUGGACAAACUUAAGGUAUUUGGUAUGAAGAGCCAUGAUUGUCAUGUCUUCAUGCAACGCCUACUUCCAGUUGCUUUCAGAGAGAUGCUACCUGAUUGGAUUUGGGAGGCCAUUACGGAGAUUAGCUUAUUCUUUCGUGAGCUAACAAGAAAGACUAUAUUGGUCCGUGACAUUGAGAAGUUAAAGGAAGAUAUCCCCGUGAUCAUGUGCAAGUUGGAGAAGAUUUUUCCACCCUCAUUCUUUGAUCCUAUAGAACAUCUUGUUGUGCACUUACCAGAUGAAGCUUGCUCGGGGGGCCUCCACAAUAUCGAUGGAUGUAUCGUUUUGAAAUGUAGAUGUUAAAACAUAUUAUAUAGUCAUAUGUUUUUUUACUUGAUAUCUUAUUUCUUACCAUUUUUGUAGUUUUUCGGGAUCAGUGCUAAAGACAAAAGUUGGAAAUAAAGCUAGGGUUGAAGCAUCUAUUAGGGAAGGUUAUUUGCAAAGUGAAAUGGGAACAUUUGCAAGCUAUUACUUUCCGGAGGAUGUAACCACAAAAGCACAUCGUAUCCCCAGGUUUGAAGAUGGUUGCAUGAUUAACACUGAUUUUAGUGUUUCAUUUUUUGCACAGAAGGCAAAAACAAUUGGUGCAAGCACGAGGCGGUAUAUGGAUCAAAAUGAAUCCAAUGCUGUCCACUCAUAUGUAUUCUAAAACUGUCCGGAGAUUGAAUCAUUCAGAGAGUGCAAAAUGACAUGACCAAUAAUCCCCGGUGGGUUCGUGCUUUAUCUGGGUUUCCUUCUACCUAUGUGACAACCUACCAGGCACUUAAUAUAAAUGGUUAUAAAUUCAACACUAUUACAAGAUCUCAUGUUAGAACAACCUCCAACUGCGGGGUUAUGGUCAAGUGCACAAGUUAUGAUGGAUCAACACUCGAAUACUAUGGCUCAAUACAAGAAAUAAUUCAGCUGGAAUAUCAGGAUUACAAAAUAAUUGUCUUCAAAUGUGAAUGGUUCGAACCUUCAGAUAGAGGUGUAUGGGUCCAUCCACGAUACAAGAUCGUGGAUGUGAACAGUCAAUUUCGACUUCGUACGUUAUUCAAUGCAUGUCGCGGGCUUUUGUGGAGAAAUAAGAGGGAGGGGAUCAGUUGAUGUGUAUUGUUUUGACUUUUUGCUGUGUGACUUGUUUUGACAAAGAAGAGAAUCAACAGGUGGCAUUAUUAAUACCUUGUAAAAGAAUGGACUUUUUGCUGCGAGAAUAUGAGAGCUGAUGUGUAUUGUUUUGACUGUUCUAACCCUUGAAUCCAUGAAUUUAUUAAUUUUUGUUAUCUAUUAUACUUGAUGAUUUACUUGAUUCUUGGUGCUUUAAAGGGUGCUACUUCUAUAAAUAAAGAAGUUCUAACAUGAUUCCGACAAAAGGAUUUGGGGCCGCCAUGCUAAAUAGGACAGGAGCUAACAAAACCCAAGAAAAAAUCGGCAGCACAAGUAUCUCAAAACAACCAGCAAGUCACAGUCACUCAAGGUCAUCUACCCCGUUUGCAGUGAACAGAAAAAGUACAUCCUGGCCAGUCGGGCAAAAUAGGCAAAUUCUCCAACCGCCUCCGUCCCAAUAUAGCCAGUCUCAUGGUCUGAGAGAUACGAAGUCAGCCACAAAUAACCAACAACAUGUAAUUCCAACACUCCAAAACCUCGAACCAUUAUCCAAUGAGAAUAAUUCAUCAACACCUGAAAUUGGUGAGGAUCCACUAGAAGACAAUGCUGCCACACACAUUUCAAAUGAAGAUACCGAACAGUAUCCCAAAGAAUGGAAGCCGGAAGUAUACGCUCAUCUUAAUUGGGGGGAAUCACCUCUGGACCCUUUCAGACCUGUAUCAGUUGCACAAUUUGAAAAGCCCAAUGUUGGUGUAAAUGCAACCGGGAAGUGAGUUUCAGUGUUCACCAUCACUGUUUUUAUACUUUUUUAACUUCAAUCUAACUAACUCACUUAAUUAAAAUGCAGCCUAACAAACAUAGUUAUCAACCAAAGAAGUUUGAGAUUCCAUAUAAUUGUGGGUAAACAGAUUAGAAGAUGCC